GGAGAAUUGGAUAGCGAGUGGAAAGUCUGACCCGCUCACAGUCUCGUUGAUCCAGCUACGGGUAGUACGUACCGUGACGUGACAAUGGCGGUAGUCGUGAUUGCGAAACGGUACGUUAUUGUGAUCAGCUGAUCAACUGGGCUCGAAGGAAAGGGUUAAAUCGAAAAAAAGAAUACGUGAAAAAUCAUAAGAUAAAGGUUAAGGAGAGAGAAACGACAUAUUAGAGAGUUGUUCGAGAUAAUUAAGAAAGAAAAAAAAAAAAGAUGAUAAUUGCGUUUUCGGUGAUGUCAUUGUAUUUGUGAUUCGCUCUGUCUGUAGGGCACCGGUGCUCUUUUGUGUUGUGUAUUGUAUAUAGUGGUCUGCAUUUUUGCGGGUGUGUUGUGUGCACGUAUGCGUGGAAUUCGCGAAAAGCGUUAGAUAAAUGUGUCUUAACCAUGCCUGCUGUGCGGAAGUAUAGAAGGGAUACCAGUGAAGUGAGCUGCUGUCUCAAGUAUGUGAUCUUUGGAUUUAACGUUAUGUUUUGGUGGUUGGGUUUGGGUAUUAUGGCUGUAGGUGUAUGGGCAUGGACCGAAAAAGACACAUUCAACAAUUUGUCUAGGCUCACGAAUGUAGCACUCGAUCCAGCAUUUAUCCUCAUUCUAGUCGGCACAGUAACAUUUAUAAUUGGAUUUACGGGAUGUGUCGGUGCACUCAGGGAAAAUACGUGCCUCCUAGCUACGUAUGCGAUAUUUCUGGCGUUACUAUUGUUAAUGGAGAUGGCAGCUGGUGUAUUAGGCUUUAUCUUUAAAGACUGGAUAAAGUCACAAGCGACUGGUGGGUUCCAAGCUUUUAUCAUUCAUUAUAGAGAAGAUCCUGAUCAACAGAAUCUCAUCGAUUGGAUUCAAGAAGAUUGGUUACAGUGUUGCGGCAUCGAGGGCCCUAAAGACUGGGAUCGCAACAAUUACUUCAAUUGUUCAUCGAGCGACAUCGGCUCGAGAGAAGCGUGCGGCGUGCCUUUUAGCUGUUGUAAACGAAAACCAAAUGAGAUUAUCAAAAAUAAACAAUGCGGCUACGAUGUUAGGAAACCUAGCUACACUGGGGAGAGGAGUAUAUACGAGAGAGGCUGUCUAAGAGCAGGCGAGGAAUGGCUAGAAUUGAAUCUCGUACCUGUCGCUGGUACCGUUGUCAGCACUAUGGUUUUACAGAACUUUGAAGUUGCCAAAGUGAUUUAUGAAAAAGGUUGUAUUCAAGCUGGGGAGGAAUGGGUCGAACGAAAUCUUCUUGCGAUUGUAACUGGGGCGGUUGCCACGGCCUUUGCGCAGAUUUUGGGGAUCUGUUUCGCUCAAAAUCUUCGAGCAGACAUAUUCGCUCAGAAGGCAAAGUGGCAUUGACAAUUCAGAGCCCCCACGGCAGUCUAGCAUCUUAUCCUAAUAGAUGCUAAUCAAUUGCGUUGAUCGAUUUGGGAAUUAAUCGUCCGAGUUCUCGAUAAAUAGGAGAGCUUUGACGUGAGAGAAUCGACACCAUUCCACGCGACACCAGAAGAAGAUCACGAAGAACGAAGUCUGAACGAAGUCGACAAGCAAACGUCUUCUUUCAUCCCUUAAUUUAAAAGAGAAAAAAUAUUUUCCGCACUUUCAUCUUCGUCGUUUCGCAUAAAUUACUCGGAAAUAAAUAUAUUUCGAAAUUUGAUCGAACACUUGGUGAUCCGUUUUCAUUUUGUAAAUUAGGUAUAUAAGCGUAAUGCGAAUUAUGUUUAAGCGAGUAUAUAUCGGUUUUAUUGAUAAUUACGAUGAAUUAUCGUUAUUAUGUUGUCGAGAGACAAUGUGUAUCGAACUGGCACAGCUGUUUCGUUUAUUUUAUGACGACGACACGAUAUAAUACUUGUUGCAUAUUCCGUAUUUUUGGUGACGAGAGAAAAUGAUUUCGUUGUCGCAAUGAAAACGAUAACUUGUGAUAAGAAUAAUUUCAUCGUUUUUCUAUGAUUAAGUAUAUGAAAUGAUAAAAAUAAAGCUCUGUGUUCAGGUAUAAAGAUAAUUUUAUAACACAAUGUUAUAAAAUUGUGAUUUUGUGAUCAUAUCGUUAAAUCAUUUAUCAGAUAUUAUAAUAGCAAUUGAAAAGGAGAAAAUUAAGAGAAAAUUACUUCGAAGAAAUUGAUUUUAAAAUAAUAUAAUCUUCGAUAGUUAUAAUUUAAGACAGUAAGCAUAUCUUACGACGAAGAAAAUUAAUUAAUUAAUUAAUUAAUUUCAUUCGAAAAAAAGAAAGACACGUGUACAAAAAUAAUUAUAACGUGAAUGUAUUUAUACAUAUAUUCGUGUGGCACCUAUGGAUAAUUUUAAGGGGACAAAAUAUACACGAAAAUCGAUAUACAAAAAUUUCGAUUGAGACUUGUUCAAAAUUUUGAGUAUCAUAUAUGAGAAUACUUGAAAUUUAAAAAACCAAAUUGUCGAAUACUCACUCGAUUGUUCGUAAAUUUUUCCAAUUUACGUUCAAAUUUGACAAAAUUUAUUUCAAAAUACA
Molecule: messenger RNA, 2496 nt
Organism: Apis mellifera (honey bee)
Lineage: Eukaryota; Metazoa; Arthropoda; Insecta; Hymenoptera; Apidae
Gene: Tsp26A
Product: tetraspanin-5
Exons: 10
Coding region: 435-1370 (311 amino acids)
Biological process (GO): protein localization to plasma membrane; protein maturation
Cellular component (GO): membrane
Source: RefSeq, a predicted model, not a curated record